AUGGAGCGCAAGCUGACUUCGGUAUCGGAUUUCGAAGACCACAAUACAGACCAGUCCGAGGCAAUAACAGGAAACGCUGGCAGCACCAAGCGGAAAAGGCAGCCGCGAAACUCGGCUUGCCAAGCAUGUGCAGUCUUGAAGAUGAAGUGUGCGCCGACCGCGAGCGGAAGAUGUGAGAGGUGUAUCCGUACGGGUCGAGAAUGUCGGCGGGUUGAUUGGAGUCAUUCUCGAAGACGGAGUCAUGGAGGCGUAUCACGAUUCCAGAAACCAAGGCAGUCAAUUCCACUUUCGGACCUACUGCAGCCAGGUCCAGCUCUUACUGAGCCUCGCAUUGCUACGGAAAUUUCCUCAAAGACACAGCGAGAGACCUCCAAACAAGAACAUCGUUCGAAUACACCUCAGAAUGGACCAAGAAGCCGGGUCGGAUCAUUCGCGUCAGAGUUUGCACAGAAUCUAGGCGGGUUUGCGACAUGUGAAGAAUUGCUGGAAGGUAUAGAACAUGCCUUUGUCACUCACUGUUUCAGCAUAUUCCAUAAUCUGAGCCGUCAUUUCCCAUUUAUCGACAUCCCAGUCGCCGUGGAUAUAUCCUCGAUGAUCACCCACAGGCCUUUGUUGACUGUCGCCGUCUGCGUCUCGACCUCCUCAGCACGACCCGAAGCUCAAAGUCGACUGCUACGCGCUUUCCGACAUGCCGUCUCAUCCAAGAUUUUCCUGACAAGCGAGAAAUCCUUAGACAUACUACUCGGACUUCUCGUGCACAUCGCCUGGAGCCACCAUAGCUUGUCGCAUGUACAAUUAUACCAGCACUUACAUCUUAUCGCGGCUAUGGCAGCAGAUCAGGGCCUCUACGUACCAACAUCUUCAGCUGAUGAGACACCGAAUGCAUUAGAGCGAAAUCGUGCUCUUAUUGGAUCAUACUACCUUUGCGCCCACCUGCCAGAAUUUGGACUAGAAAGGCCGAAUCCGAUGCGAUGGAACGACAAUCUCUUCCAGUGUGCAAGGAGCGUCGCACGAAUGGGGCAUUUACCCUCAGAU
Molecule: messenger RNA, 1035 nt
Organism: Dissoconium aciculare CBS 342.82
Lineage: Eukaryota; Fungi; Ascomycota; Dothideomycetes; Mycosphaerellales; Dissoconiaceae
Exons: 3
Biological process (GO): regulation of DNA-templated transcription
Cellular component (GO): nucleus
Molecular function (GO): DNA-binding transcription factor activity, RNA polymerase II-specific; transcription cis-regulatory region binding; zinc ion binding
Source: RefSeq, a predicted model, not a curated record